CUCUACCUGAGUCAAACAUGUUUCUGAUUGUGAUUGACGACAACACAGGUGAAGUUUACAGAGGAAUAAUUUGAAUUUCUAAAGUGUGGUCACUGAAAUCCUAAUCAUGGACAAAUUACGGAAAUAAUGAACUUUCAGCAUCUUCAGCAGUAACAAAGGAGAUCCCACUGACUUGUGCCCAAAUGUCAUUCUAGCACACUUGUCAAGUCCAUGGAGCUUUUGUUUAGGUUAAGAGAGGAAGACCCUCCUACUGAACUGAGAGAAAGUGAUCAGACUGCAUCCAUGAACAGUGAACAGUCUAUAGAUGUUCAAUGGAUGUUCAAGGAGGGUGACUCUGCUACUAAUCUGAGACUGAUUCAUAGAGACAGUUCAGAAGCUCCUGAACAAAGCUAUAAAUUCACAAGGAGUGAUCAGUCUUUGUUGCGUCUUCUGAAGAAAAGUGGAGACCCUUCCACUGAUGUGAGCUUGAAUCGACAAGAAAGAUUAGAUUCCCCUGAGGUGGGAAGAAUAACCAAGAGAAGUGAUCAGUCUCUAUAUGUGCCUUGGAAUUUCAGAGGGAGAGGCUCUGCUGCUGAUUUGAGCCUGAACCUACAAGAGAGAUCAGAUUCCUCUCAGCCCUGCUGUAUAUCCAUGAAGAGUGAUCAGUCUAUGAUUCAUCCAUUGACGUUCAGAAGCAGAGAUCAUUCUACUGAUCUGAGUUUGAGUCCAAGAGAGAGAUCAGAUUCACCUACAUCCAGCUGCAUAUCUAUGAAGAGUGAUGAUUCCAUGCAUAGUCCAGGGGGAAAUUUCAGAGAGGCAGUCUCUUUUGCUGAUCUGAGCUCACAUCAAAAGUUUUCCAGUGGCAAACAUUUUGAUUCCAUAUUCAAGGAGCUUGAGGACAGAGUCAUCUCUCUGGUGAAGAAGGAGCUGAAGAGGUUUAAGAAAUUACUUAGUCCAGAUUAUCCAGGCUGCUCAGAGAGAGAAACAGAGGAUGAGGGUCAGAGCAGUUUCAGAGAAGGGGCACUGAAGAUCACACUUUAUGUCCUGAAAGACAUGAACCUUUCAAAUCUGGCCACUACUCUACAGACAAACAUGCUCCCUUCAUAUCAACGAAAACUGAAAUCCAGACUGAAGAAAAAAUUUCAGAUCAUUGAUGAAGGAAUUCCAAACUAUGGAACCUCAACACUUCUGAAUGAGAUCUACACUGAGCUGUACUCCACAGGGGGAGGGACUGGAGAGGUCAAUAAUGAACAUGAAGUGAGACAAAUUGAGACAGCAUCCAGGAGAACAUCAAUACAAGAGACACCCAUCAAUUUCAAUGACAUCUUUAAAUCCUUACCUGGACAAGAUAAAUUAAUCAGAACUGUGUUGACUAAAGGAGUUGCUGGAAUUGGAAAAACAGUCUCAGUGCAGAAGUUCAUUCUGGACUGGGCUGAAGGAAAAUCCAAUCAAGAUGUCCACUUCAUAUUUCCACUUCCUUUCAGAGAACUAAACUUGAUGAAGGAUAAGAUGCUCAGUUUGAUGGACCUUCUACAUCACUAUUUUAGAGAAACAACAGAACUAGGAUUAACAGAUUGUAAAGACUUCAAAGUCUUGUUCAUCUUUGAUGGUUUGGAUGAAUGUAGACUUCCUCUAGAUUUCCAUAACAAUGAGAGUAUUUUUAAUGUAGCACAGAUGACCUCAUUGGAUGUCCUGCUAACAAACCUCAUCAAAGGGAAUCUGCUUCCAUCUGCUCUUCUCUGGAUAACCUCUCGACCAGCAGCAUGUAGUCAAAUCCCUCCUGAAUGUGUUGACCAGGUAAAAGAAGUACGAGGAUUCAGUGAUCCCCAGAAAGAAGAAUACUUCAGGAAGAAGAUCAGUGACCAGAGUCUGGCCAACAAAAUCAUCACACACAUCAAGUCAUCAAGAAGUCUCCACAUCAUGUGCCACAUACCAGUGUUCUGUUGGAUAUCAGCCACUGUUCUGGAGAAGAUGUGUCAUGAAGCAGAGAGUGAAGAGAUCCCCAAAACUCUAACUCAAAUGUUCACACACUUCCUGAUCUUCCAGAUCAAACACAGCAAACAAAAAUAUCAGGGAAAAAGUGACUUUAAUCCUGACCAGACAAGCAAGAUUAUCUGGACGCUAGGAAAACUGGCUUUCGAACAACUGGAAAAAGGCAACCUGAUCUUCUAUGAGGAAGACCUGAGAGAUUGUGGCAUUGAUGUCAGAGAAGUGUCAGUGUACUCAGGAGUCUGCACUCAGAUCUUCAGAAAAGAGUUUGGGCUGCACCUGGGGAAGGUUUACAGUUUUGUGCAUCUGAGCAUUCAGGAGUUUCUGGCUGCUUUAUAUGUGUUUCUCUCCUUCAUCACCAGCAACAGGAAGACAUUUGAAAAACAAGUCCCUGGAUUUGUUAGUUCUGCCCACAAGCCAACAAUAUCUGAUCUUCUCAAGAUUGCAGUAGACAAGGCCUUAAAGAGCAAGAAUGGGCACCUGGAUCUCUUCCUGCGCUUCCUCCUAGGUCUCUCACUGGAAUCCAAUCAGGCUCUCUUACGGAGCCUCCUGCCACAGGCAGGGACAAGCUACCAUAAGGAGGAAACCAUAAAGUACAUUAAAAAGAAAAUCAGGGAGAAUCGCUCUACAGAGAAAUCAAUCAAUCUGUUCCAUUGUCUGAGUGAACUGAAUGACCACUCUCUCAUACAGGAAGUUCAAACAUACUUGUACAGAAACGGCAAGAAUCGUCUUUCUACACGACUUGUCUCUAGAAACUUCAGUGGAGUUAACCUUUCACCUGCUCAGUGGUCAGCUCUGGUGUUUGUACUUUUGAGCUCAGAGGCAGAGCUGAAAGAGUUUAAUCUGAGCAAAUAUGACCCAUCGGAGGAGUGUUUGCAGAAACUAUUGCCAGUGGUCAAAGCAUCCAGAAAAGCAAUUCUUAAUGGUUGCAACCUUACAGAGAGAAGCUGUGCCAUCCUAGCCUCAGCUCUCAGCUCAAACCCCUCAAAUCUAAGAGACUUGGAUCUGAGUACUAACAAUCUGCAAGAUAAAGGAGUGAAGCUCCUCUCAGAUGGACUUGAACACCCAUGCUGUAAACUGGAAAGACUUAGACUUUGUGGCUGUAUGCUUACAGAGAAAAGCUGUUCAGUUCUGGCUUUUGCUCUCAGCUCAAAUGUCUCAAAUCUAAGAGAGCUUAACUUGGGCAAUAACAAUCUACAAGAUUCAGGAGUAAAGCUGCUAUCUGAAGGACUGCAGAACCCACACUGUAAACUGGAGAAACUGAGGCUGCAAAACUGCAGUAUUACAGCAGAAGGCUGUGCUGCACUGGUUUCAGCUCUGAAAUCAAACCCUUCACACCUCAGAGAGCUCAAUUUGGGAAUGAAUAACCUUGCAGACGUGGGAGUGAAACUGCUAACAUUUCUGGUGAAGGAUUUUCACUGCAAACUUGAGAAAUUACAACUGUGUGACUGUGGUAUCACUGAGGAAGGCUGUGUGCCUCUGGCUUCAGCUCUGAAAUUAAACCUCUCACUUAGAGAGCUGGAUGUGAGCUACAAUAAACUAGGAGACUCAGGAGUGAAGCUACUUUCUGAUCUACUGAAGGACUCACAGUGCAAACUGGAGAAAUUACACUUCUACACCUGAUUCGGUCAUGAUUGGAAACAUCAUUCAAUUACUGUAGAGAUAAUUUCUGAAUAUGUACCUUAAUCUAUGCCAUUGUACUUUGUAUUAAAACAUCUGUAAGUUCAGCUCUUAACUGCCAGUAGUCCCUCUGAGUAGUAUUAUUUUCAGAUGUCAGUAUUGUAGUGUAGUUUUAAUAUUUCAAGGCUCAAUUUGGAUUUUUUAACAUUGUGCUUUGAAUAAAAUGUGUAUAUGUAGCAAAGUUAAAGCUCAAAGCACUCUUUCUGCAGAAGAUGAUACUAUUGCUGAAGCUGAAAUAUGCCUGUUGGUUUAGAGAUUUCAGCAUAUUUAGUAAAGAAUGUUUCUUUAAUACUAGUGCUGUUUUUUGCAAAAAUUCCUUAUCAUUAGUUCAACUUCAAUGCUAAAAAUUUUACCAAUCACCACCCCUUGAAAUCCUAGACUACAUACUGAAGCUUAUUGUUCUGUAAGUAAAGGCAAAUCAGUCCCAACUAGUUAGGCUAUUCUGAGGCUCUGCUCAUUUAAGUGGUUUACAUGGAAACAGGCUAAAAACUGGCUAACUUUCAUGUUUUGUUAGCAUUUUUAAAUAUUGUGCACAAUAAAAACUCUUGCACCCAG
Messenger RNA from Pygocentrus nattereri (red-bellied piranha), 4203 nucleotides. Its product is annotated as NACHT, LRR and PYD domains-containing protein 3-like. The transcript is spliced from 16 exons. Gene Ontology annotation, molecular function: protein binding. The record is from RefSeq and is a predicted model, not a curated record. Lineage: Eukaryota; Metazoa; Chordata; Actinopteri; Characiformes; Serrasalmidae. The coding region runs from base 211 to 3591 and encodes 1126 amino acids.